Messenger RNA from Condylostylus longicornis, 847 nucleotides. RefSeq lists its product as uncharacterized. NCBI's taxonomy places the organism in Eukaryota, Metazoa, Arthropoda, Insecta, Diptera, Dolichopodidae. Gene Ontology annotation, biological process: positive regulation of voltage-gated potassium channel activity; sleep; regulation of synaptic transmission, cholinergic. The record is from RefSeq and is a predicted model, not a curated record. Bases 342 to 842 code for a protein of 166 amino acids. The transcript is spliced from 2 exons.
UAAAAAAAGAAUAACAUAAGAACAUAUUAAAGCGAAAAGAAGAAAUUAAUAAAUACGAAAAAAUAAUAAAAAAAAAAAUUAAUUUAAAUUAAAUAAUAUUUAAUAAUAUUAGUGACAAUAAAUAGAACGUUAAUUUCUUAAUUACAAGAAAUACGUAUCUGUACUACAAUAUAUUAAAAAAAAAAAAAUUAAAAUAAUUAAUUAAAAAUUUCAAUAUUGAAUUAAAUUCAUAAAUUGAAUUACAAAAUAAUUAAAAUUUUUUAAAAAUUUCUUAAAUUAAAAAAAAUAAUUUUCUCUUAUAUAAUAUAUAAUAUAACACUUAUUAUAUAAUCAUUAUAAAAAUGUUUGGUUAUAAAUUUGAAAAAUUAUUUAUUUACACUGUGAUAUUAAUAUUUGGAUUUAACAUUUUAAAAGUUAAUGCAAUUAGAUGUCAUCAAUGUAAUUCAUUAGUAGAUCUACAUUGUGAUGAUCUUAAAUAUAAUGCCGAAACGAUGACUAUAACUGAUCAAUUUCUUAAAGAUUGUACUGUACCACAAAAUGCUGAUAAAAGUUUAAAUCAUACAUUAUUUUGCCGUAAAACAACGUAUUUCUUAAAUUAUGAACAAUCAUCAAGAACUGUUAGAGCAUGUGGAUGGUUAAGAGAUCAUAAUCCAGUUAAUGAAUAUAAUAAAAAUAGAAAAUCAUGUAUUAGUGCUGAUAAUGAAGGAUAUCUUGAAACAAUUUGUAUAUGUGAUGAAGAUGGUUGUAAUUCAGCACCAAAUCAAUUAACAAAAUUUACAAAUAUUUUAAUUUCGUGUUGUACAAUUAUUGGAUUUUUAUUAUUAAAGUACUUAAAUUUUUAAAAGUA